GGCUUGUUCGAGAAUAAGCUGAGUUCGAGUGAGUCUUUCCACGCAACCAUUUCCAACCCUCAACUGUUCAUGCAGCCCGGUGCCUUCGACAAAGCGCUGCUGUUUUACCUCAACUUCAAGACUGCUUACGCUAUAUUUAACGAUGACAGACAAAAGCUCAACGUUGAAACGGUUACCGCUACUGAAACCUUCAAAAACCGGUUCAAUCUCCCUGAAGGUCCCCCAGUUUUGCCAACCAACACUCAGCUGAAGAUGACAGUGAAGAAUCUAGCCGUGUGUCUGCCAAUCCAGAGAAGCAACGUGACGUCACCAGGCGACGAAUUACUGUCAGCCUCUCAGACUGACCUCGUCAAGUAUUCUGCCAGUGACGGUGCUCUCUCCAUAUCCAUUAAAACAGCCGAAAUGAAGAUGGCAUUCGGAACAAUCCACAAUAACAAGGGACUGUUCAACGACUUUGUUAUCAGGUUCAUUGAUGAGUUCGACGAGAAGAAAUGGAUGGAAAACGCUGUACCACGGAGUAGUGAGAAGGAAAUGAACUCCAUAGCUGUAGAUUCGGGUAACUACGACUACACCACCCUGACCACCUCACCCACCGUGACCAACAAGGAGACUGGGUUAGAAGGGGAGCAGUCUGGGAAGAUGACAGUUGGAGUGAACAGUGAUAUCAAGGGUGUCAACAUCCAUCUCAGCACCAACAUCAUCACCAAGUUAGUGGGUCUGUACAAGACCCUGACCUCUAUAGUUGGGACUGACGACCCUAAGGACGGCAGUAUCGAGCUUAUUGAUGAGACAGAGUUGGUUAAGAACCUGGGUGUUGAGUCCGCUGAGAAGGGGCAGUUUGAUGAGGAGCAAGCUGUUAAGAUCUGGAAGAGAACUGCUUUACAUGCAGACAAGAAGGAUAAUAAGCUUGAGCGAACUACGAGCGGUGGAAAACGGAAAAAGCCCCCAAUCAGUGAUACUGUGGUCAAAGAGAAAAAACCUGAUGAGGUGAGCAUGUUUUCAACUAGAACUUCAAGAUCUGUUCUCGGGAGGAAGAGAGCAUAAGUAGUGUCAGCUCAACUCUGGCAUCUCAAUCUCUAGAACCACCCCUUCUCGAGUUUGAAAUGGACUUAGACCUUCGACUGGGGAACGGUAAGAUAACGCUGUACCCCACGUCAAAAUCAGAGGACAGUUUCUCCAAAAAAGGAAGAUUUCAGAGAUUUAACGAAUCACAAGACUUUGUCACGGAUAAUACAGAGUUCCUGAUCCCUGAAACUAAAUGUGAACUCCACUACUCGUCCACCAAGCUCACGGAGAAAAGUAGUGCUUAUCCCAACUCGACUGGCGGGGUUGGCACCUCCGCCACUUCCAGAGUAUCUGCUGAUACAGGCACAUCCAGCAGCGACGAGAGUGGGAGCAAGGCUAUCAAGACAGGCUCACUUUACUCGACUGUACGGAUACUGUCUUUAAAGCAGGACCAGAUCAUCAGACCUUGUCUCUUGGAGUACCUCGACCAGCUGCUCUCCAAAGAUAAAAGCUUUGGAUCUCCGAGCUCAGCAGCGGGCGCUCUACAGACCUUCAUUCCUAAUGAAAUCGAGGAAAUCUUUAAGGAUCCUAAAAGGUCGAAGGCAGCGAUAGAAGAAGCUAAAGCGUCCCCGACACCUAGCUCAGAGCAUUCCUCCUCCUACAAGCAGGGUCCUACUGACACCUUCCCAAUAGACAUCAUCAUAAUGGUCAUGAAUGAGCCCAGUACUAUAAAACUGAGCUGUCAGCCCUACUCGAGACAUGAGUGCUCUCUAGUGGUGCCCCGGAGCUGCUUCCUUCUCUCCACCAAGGGAACUCCCUCUCAGACCCUUCUCUCUGCUGCUACUGGCAGGAAGGAGGUGCCUAUAGUGAGGGAUGGAACUACGAGCUGCUGGAACCUGACCUGGUGUCUGGAACAGUGUAAACUCAGCCUCUAUCACCCUCUCAGUGCUAUGUCCAGUUAUCAACAGUCUCAGAGUCUGCCGAGCCGAGCUGAAGUGAGAAACGCGCUCAGUGUCACUAUAGGAGGUGGGAAUAUUGCUGUGACACGGAUUACAACUCCUAAAGAACUCACGAACUCAGAAGGCACAGCUAUCCCGGGACACAAUCCAAAGAAGCUAAUAGCGCACGUGAGCUCCAUGCUCGACAUCGGUAAGAUAGCCCUGACAUACGACAUCAAGCGGAUGGACGAAGUUGAGUCAUUCCACAACGCGUGGCUGAGUGGACAGUUCAUAAAGAGGUUGUUGUUGUUGUCUAGACCGGUUGGAGAGGGUGUCUCCCCGGAUCCAGCCAGUCCUCCUCUCUCUCCUACUUCUCAGGCUACACCCCUCACCAGGAGUGACAGGUUUUAUUCGACGUACGAGAAGCCCAGCUCAGAGGCAUUCUACACCUUACCACGUCGUGACAAAGAACCACUGCGGGACAUCAAAGAAGAACUCUCCAAGCCACUGUCACCCGGACCCACCGUCAAACCUCCUGUCACUGGCCCUGCUUCAACUGUAACCACCAAAUCCUCAGACACCAACGAGACAGAAAUAGCAGAAACAAACCUGACACUAGCCAUAAACUCGCGCGAAAUAACCCUCACCACCAACCUGGGACACACGCUAGGUCGCAUCAACAUCUCCAUGUCCAACUCCAUGAACAGCACAACACUCUGCCUCAAAGAGCGGCACAACGAGCGCCGCAAAGUGGACAUUCUGUUCGGCAAAGUGCUGCUGGAAUCAACAGCUGGUCUGAUAACUGGACAGGUGAAACUGGAGAACCUGGCCGGGAUAUUCGAGCACUGUAUCUCUCCAGAUGUAGCACCCACCCACUCUCUCAAAGUUUACUUUGAGUGCUAUGAGAACAAACUAGAGUACCUGAGUAACUGUAUCCACAUGUUGAGGAUAACAGGCUUCUGUACGGAGUUGACGGACCAUUGGAAGGAGAAGGAGGGAGACCUUCAGCUAAGUGUGGGAGGUUCCAUCAGCUGGGACCUCAUCCAGAACAUGAUGAAUUGUAAUACUGCUCCUAACCUUCUUCAGAUAAAGGCUCAUCUGGACGAGUUUAUAUUGCACCAGAAAAAGUACUCUCAGCGAACAUAUCUGAAACUGUUGAACCUGGAGCCGGAGGAGAAGGAACAGCAGGCCAUACCUCUGAAACAGUACGAGUUAGAGGCCCAAGUUCUGGCGCAUCACUGGUUCUGGGCUGUGGACCCUCACUCCACCUUCGAAAGCAUCAAGGUUUUGUUGGAGAACGGACAGUUCCUGAAGCCGUUGAAGCUAGGAGGUUCUCUGAAGAUCAAAGGAGAGCAGUUCUCUGUGGCACUGUUUCAGGGUGAGAAGUUUAGGGAUGACACGUGGGCGCUGAUUAACCUCAACAAGAUUGGAAUGAGAUACGAUACCCAGGUCGAGCAACUCAUAAAGGGCACACAUACCAGUCGUGUAACCAAACAACAAGCAGUCAUUGUGAUGGGUAACUUUGAACCUGACGAGUUCUCUUCUCUCAAACUUAAAGCUCCGGAAAACAACAUUGGACUUGUGGAGAAGUGUGUGAGAAGCACGAAGCUGUCACCUCCGGAAAGGACGGAUGACAUCAAGAAGUGGCUGCAGUACGCCUGUACUCACGACUUUGCUCACGGAAAUCCAGAUAAAGAGCGAAAGACAAGAGCCACGAUAUUUGGAGGAGGUAGUGUGGAGUUUUCUACAAUAUUUCAGUUACCGGAAAUGAAGCUGAAUCUGACGACGGAUCACAACUGGGAUGGUGCCGAGACGGGAAGUCCCACUUCCAACCGGAGCAUGCACCACUUACCUGUACCCAUAGUCAACUGUAGACUCAGAUCACACUUUAGAGGGAGCAUAGGACUAGCAACAAACGCGGGAAACUACUUCUUCCUUCACGACUUAGCGCAACGUUACACCAAGAAAAUGGAAAUAUACAUGGACGCAAACCCUAUCUUCGCUUUCGAGAAGAAGCCCUCCCAAACGAAUGUAGCCUCCUCCGGGUCGAGUGAAACUGCAGAAUCUACUGAGGAGACUCAGAAAUACGCCCGAGAGUUUGUAUGCGACGAGUGGGAACUGAAACCCCCUCUCCGACUGCAAGGGGGCGGCAAAGUAGAGGUAAACGUGGACUGGGUCCUCAACAAACUAGGUUUCAAGAACCCUACAGUCACUAUCCCCAAGUGGAUACAGCGAGGCCCCAUGGACCCUUUAGACUAUUUUAUCAGCGGUUUGGUUAAGACUCUUGUGUUUCAGCAGGCUGAAAUAGUGGCCGAACUUAAAAGUUUGAAGAAAUCAUGAUAGUGACUUGGUUAGUUGUCACUGCAGUUUACUGGUUCUUUAGCGGUUAAAUCUGAAUCCCAAUCUCCUGUACAUGAAAGAUACUAAGAUCCUAAACAAAACGUUUCUAGCAUUACAUUAACUAAGUUGCUUGAUUAGUUAUGUUAACAGUGCUUAGUGUAAAAAUUAGGCACAGUUAAUUAACAUCUUAUAAGAAGCUACCUGGGGUCGAAAAAGAAGGUUAAAAUUUGUCCUUCACACAAGUUUGAACGUUAUUGUUACCUGUUAUCGUUAUACGUUGCAUUUAGGAAUUGACUGGUCGAUGAUUGUUAUUAAACAAUACUUUUUUGUUAAAUUAUUUUUACAACUUUAUGUGCUAUUAGUUCGAUGUUUGAUUCAGACUUGGUCUCUGCUUGUGAAUGUGAAUUGGAACAGAAUUUACUUUUGAUUUUUAAUCUUAGAAUAUUUUCGAAUUAUUGUUGAACAAAGUAUAGUUAAAAUGGGUUUGAUUGUCAUUUGUUUUUGAAAAUUGUUAUAUACAGUUGGUAGUUACUAAUUUCAUAAUUUACUAACUCUUGCUUAUUAGUAAUCGUAGGAAGAACUAGCUUUUGUUGUUACUCAUGGUUUUGUCUGUAGUUGAGAACAGCUUUGUAAACUAUAAGUUAAUAUGUUAAUUUUCUAAUAUUCACGAAAAUGUUCCCAUUUUUCUAUCAUUACUUAUACUAUUCAAGUGAUGAGAGGAUUCUAUAAUAGUCACAGUUUGCUCAGAUCUGUUAUGAUACAGUAAAACCCUUGUUUCUAUUUAUUGCGCCCGCGUCUGUUCCCCUUUCUCCAAAUUAUGAUUAUUCUGAAUCUUAUUGGAAAGAUUGAUCAGAAAUGCUCUCUCCCUCUCUUAUCUCUACAGUUGCUCUGUAACGAGGAUCAGAUGAUAGUUGAUAAAUCAAGCUAUUAAUUAUUUUCUCUCCCCCAAAGCCCGCUGUAAUCGUGGUUUUACUGUAUAGAUACGAUGUGUUAGACUGUAAACUGACUGUCAAACUUUAAAAUUUAAGUAUAAGAAAGGACGACACAAACUAAAUGUAUGAUAUUUGGUGCCUAAUUUUGAUUCUGUGCAGCCAAAUAAAUGUUUUGUUUUCUUUUAUGUUGACGGACUUCGAAUUUAUAAAUAUGGUACUUGUAGUUUUUCAAUUUAACUAAUUCCGUUAUUGUA
Molecule: messenger RNA, 5469 nt
Organism: Bolinopsis microptera
Lineage: Eukaryota; Metazoa; Ctenophora; Tentaculata; Lobata; Bolinopsidae
Product: bridge-like lipid transfer protein family member 1
Exons: 13
Coding region: 1104-4283 (1059 amino acids)
Biological process (GO): synaptic vesicle endocytosis
Source: RefSeq, a predicted model, not a curated record